UUGCACUGAGUUGUUCUGCAUUAGUCUCCUCCGGGAAUGUGAAGAUACUCGAGAGUGGGUCGAUGAUAAACGCGGAGUUGCAAUUGGUAUUAUUGCAGUGUCAUUAAAACUUUUCCAAGAUGCUCAUGAGAAUUUUGCGCUCCAUGUGUGUUCCAGGAUUAAAUCGCUCGACAGGAGCUCUUAAUACUGGAAUUCUUUUUAGAUGUAGUAGUAGCCUCCGAGGGAAAGUUAUCGCGAUUCGUCGUGAAGAUCAGUCAGUAUGGGAGCGUCGAGCCCCUCUGGCCCCUUCGAAUGUCAGACGACUGAUUCGAGCAGGUGUAAAAGUAAUUGUUCAGCCAAGCAAUCGUCGGGCUUAUCCAGCCCAGGCAUAUUUGAAGGCCGGGGCUUUCCUCCAGGAGGACAUCAGCGAGGCCUCAGUCAUCUUCGGGGUCAAACAGAUCCCCAUCGAUCAAUUGAUCCCGAACAAAACCUAUUGUUGCUUCUCCCACACCAUAAAGGCACAGGAGAGCAAUAUGCCUCUGCUGGAUGCCAUGCUGGAGAAGAACAUUCGACUGCUUGAUUACGAGAAGCUCACUGAUAACGCUGGCCAGAGGGUCGUUGCUUUCGGAAAGUACGCGGGGGUCGCUGGAAUGGUUAACAUCCUUCAUGGGAUGGGAUUGCGGCUUCUAGCCCUGGGGCAUCACACUCCCUUUAUGCAUAUUGGACCAGCGCAUAACUAUCGGGAUUCUGCAAUGGCUCGUCAAGCGAUUCGCGAUGCCGGAUACGAGAUCGCCCUGGGCGCAAUGCCGAAGUCAAUCGGGCCAUUGACAUUCGUCUUCACAGGAAGUGGAAACGUUAGUCAAGGUGGUCAGGAAGUAUUUCAGGAGCUGCCUCAUGAAUACGUCACCCCCGAGAGCCUUCGAAAAGUCGCGGAGCACGGGGACACGAAUAAGAUUUAUAGUUGUGAGGUGAGACGACGGCAUCACCUGGAGCGAAAAGAAGGUGGGGGUUUUGACUCUGAGGAAUACGAUAAACACCCAGAGAGAUAUAUUUCGACCUUCAGCAAAAAAAUCGCGCCUUAUGCCUCUGUUAUCAUCAACGGUAUCUACUGGGCAGUGGAUUCCCCUAAGCUCCUGACUAUUCCCGACGCUAAAUAUCUGCUCAGACCAGCUCAUACCCCAUGGCUACCCAUCAGCGUUGGAGCCCCUGCUUUGCCCCACAGAAUGCUAGCGAUUUGCGAUAUCUCAGCAGAUCCGGGUGGCAGUAUCGAGUUUAUGAACGAGUGCACUACAAUCGACACACCGUUCUGUCUCUACGACGCAGACAGAAACAAAGAUACAAAAUCGUUCAAAGGUCCCGGCGUACUUGUUUGUUCAAUAGAUAAUAUGCCCACUCAGCUCCCGAAAGAAGCCACAGACUUCUUCGGCGACUUGUUGUACCCCUAUACUCUCGACAUUAUCCGAUCGGAGGCUAAGAAACCCCUGGAGGAGCACAAUUUCACUCCAGCUGUCCAUGGGGCCAUCAUUGCCUCCAAUGGGCGUCUAACACCGAAUUUUGAGUACAUUCAAGAGCUCAGGCAGAUGAACAAUAAAUCUAGACAUAAAGCUGAUGACGGACAGCCCGAGGCCCAGACGGUGAGUUCGGUCGUCGUCUUUGGGGCGGGCUACGUAUCGGCCCCCCUAGUGGAGUACCUCCACCGAGACGGGAAUAUAAAAAUAGUUGUGUGCUCUCACCUAAAGGACGAGGCAGACAGUCUUGCUAACAAGUAUCCUGGAGUUGAAUCCGUCUUCCUGAAUGUCACUGAACGCCCGGACACCCUGCGAGAAAUCGUCAGUUCUGCCGAUGUCGCUGUGUCUCUCCUGCCAUAUGGUCUGCAUCAUGUUAUCGCCAAGACAUGCAUUGAGUGUCGGACGCAUUUAGUCACUGCCAGUUAUCUGAACGAUGAGAUCAGGGCUCUGCAUGAAGAAGCUGAAGGCGCUGGAGUAACAAUACUCAAUGAAGUGGGUCUGGAUCCUGGGAUCGACCACCUGCUGGCCCUCGAGUGCUUUGACGACGUGAAACAAGCUGGUGGAAAAAUAGAAUCCUUUAUCUCGUGGUGUGGAGGCCUUCCAGCCCCAGAGUGUUCUGAUAAUCCUCUGAGGUAUAAAUUUAGCUGGUCACCUCGAGGAGUUCUACUAAAUACUCUGUCACCGGCGAAAUAUUAUCACAAUGGCCAGGUCGUAGAGAUUGCGGGAGGGGGUGACCUGAUGUCAACUGUUCAAGAUCUGGACUUCCUCCCAGGAUUUGCCCUCGAGGGUUUCCCAAAUCGCGACAGUACUAUGUACAGAGACCUUUAUGGCAUCCCAAAUGCCUCCACCAUUCUCAGGGGAACACUGAGAUUCAAAGGAUUCACUGAUACAGUGCAAGCCCUUCAAUAUCUAGGACUCGUUGAUCCCAAUCCCCACCCGAGUUUACAUCCUAAUGGGCCUGACAUCACUUGGAGAACUUUGAUCUGCAAUCUCCUGGGACUUUUGAACGACGACAUAUUCUACGAGAACUUGAAGAGAAAACUUGAGGAGCGGUUGAAUUCCGAGGUACGGGUCAAAGCUAUAGAGGACCUGGGGCUGCUGAAGGAGGAUCCGGUUCUGAAACUUAAUACUCCCCUGGACACUCUCACUCACUAUCUUUCUAAAAAGCUCAAUUAUGAAAGAAAUGAACGGGACCUGAUUGUACUCCGUCAUGACGUUGGAAUUCUCUGGCCUGAUAACAAAAAGGAGGAGAGGGGAAUCAAUCUCGUGAUUUAUGGAGACUCCAGGGGAGGACACUCUGCCAUGGCCAGGACUGUGGGGUAUCCGGCUGCACUUGCUGCAAAAAUGAUUCUCGAUGGUGAAAUUCAACAACGGGGCGUUAUCCUUCCGUUCACACCGGACAUCUACCGUCCAAUACUGAACCGAUUGAAAUCCGAGGGAAUUGAAUCUUUCGAGACAUCCAAGUGGGAAUGAUAGGAAAAUAUCGAGUAUUUGAUUUUAUCAAUCACGGAUUGUAAAUAAAUUCUCAUUUCCAGAUAGUGGACAUCUUAAUUAAAAUUUCAGUCAAAUUAUCUCAUAAAAUGUAUCAAUAUUCUAUUGAACGUUAAUAAUAUGAAGAUGACAUUUA
Messenger RNA from Fopius arisanus, 3114 nucleotides. RefSeq names its product lysine ketoglutarate reductase/saccharopine dehydrogenase (gene LKRSDH). NCBI's taxonomy places the organism in Eukaryota, Metazoa, Arthropoda, Insecta, Hymenoptera, Braconidae. Gene Ontology annotation, molecular function: saccharopine dehydrogenase activity. Bases 120 to 2960 code for a protein of 946 amino acids. The transcript is spliced from 10 exons. Gene Ontology annotation, cellular component: cytoplasm. The record is from RefSeq and is a predicted model, not a curated record.